This is a messenger RNA of Lindgomyces ingoldianus, 927 nucleotides long. RefSeq lists its product as uncharacterized. The transcript has 8 exons. The annotation marks the transcript as partial. Lineage: Eukaryota; Fungi; Ascomycota; Dothideomycetes; Pleosporales; Lindgomycetaceae. The record is from RefSeq and is a predicted model, not a curated record.
AUGAGUAUCCGCGCAUGUGCUCGAGGACAUCGCGUUUAUCUUGUUUCGCUCCGUCUUCUCUUCUUCUCUUCAAGCCUCUCACCCACCACCACCACCACCACCAUAAUUGGCUGUGAGCCCCCCCGCAGUCAUACGUUCUCAUACCCCAGCAUCCUACCAAUUCCUAGUCCCUUUCCCAAUCAUGUUCUUAUCAAACCACCACCGCCACCACCACCAACCACCGACAGCCGUAAGCCUUCCCGCAGCCAUACGUUCCGAUACCCUGGCAAGAUCACAACACUUCUCUCAUACCCCAGCAUCCUAUCAACCUACCAAUGCCCAGUCCCUUUCCCAACCAUGUUCUUUUCUGAAACUCUGCUGACCUCCUUCCCGCAGCCAGACGUUCCCAUACCUUCGCUACCCCACAACCCUACUAUGAUACCUCAGCACCUGACUACCUAUCAUUCGAAACGCCUUGAUCCUUUCCCCAUUUUCUACAUCUUUGGACCUUUGCUAACUCUUGACAUGCUACAAUACAGUCCAACAAAAGUAUAUUUCCAUUUCCAACCUGCUGGACCAACCCUAUCGUCUUGGGCCGAAAAUGCUACAACUGCGGCAAGCCCGGCCACCUGGCACGAGGAGGAGGGCCUGGCGGCGGUGUGCCGCUUCCUGGGGGCGGCAGCUAUCGCCCAGCGCGACCGCCGCGGCGGUACGUUGUCCCAUCCAAGUUUUCCCCACCCGAUCGUUACCGUUCUAUCAAUACCCUUGCGUCGUCGUUCUGUCUUCGUUCUCACCGUUCUCCAUGUUCUCAACGCUUGUUAUCGCAACUGGCCUAUAACAUACCUGCUUUUCCGUUCAAAGUUCUUCAACAAGCGGGGGGGGCGGGGCGGCAAGGCCGCCAAAAAAGCCAAGAAGGCGGCGGCGGCGGCGGCGGCGGCGGCGGGUGCU